Tinamus guttatus (white-throated tinamou) is the source of this 1301-nucleotide messenger RNA. The record is from RefSeq and is a predicted model, not a curated record. NCBI's taxonomy places the organism in Eukaryota, Metazoa, Chordata, Aves, Tinamiformes, Tinamidae.
UCUCCCUUUUUUUUCGUUCUUUCCAGGUAUGAGAAAUGAGUGUUGGACGCAGAAGAUUAAAGCUGCUGGGAAUUCUGAUGAUGGUAAACAUUUUCAUUUAUGUGAUUGUGGAAGUUUCCAAAAGCGGCAGCCAAGAGAAGAAUGCAAAAGGACGAGUUAUUAUCCCACACAGCAGGUUCUGGAAGAAGUAUACUCCUCACAAAGCCUAUUGGAAUAAGCAGCAGCAGAAGCUCGAGCUGCUCUACAACCCUAUCUUGGCCCUGCUUUCCAACAUGACCGUGGAAGAGAAUUUAAUUGCUAAUUCCAGUGUUCUCAGCUCCUGUGAGCCCGACCCGUGGGUGACGUCGGAGGUUAGUGACUUUGCCAACCUACCAGAAAGAUUUAAAGACUUCCUGCUUUAUCUGAGGUGCAGAAAUUACUCCUUGCUGAUGGAUCAGCCAAACAAGUGCAAGCACAAACCCUUCCUGCUGCUGGCUAUCAAGUCCCUGACUCCGCACUUCGACAGGAGGCAGGCGAUCCGGGAGUCGUGGGGCAGGGAAAUCCAGGCCGGGGACGUCACAGUCCGAAGGGUCUUCUUGCUUGGCCAGACCCCCCCGGAGGAUAAUUUUCCUGAUCUUUCAGACAUGAUCAGAUUUGAGAGUCAGACCCACCAGGACAUUCUCCUCUGGAACUACAGAGACACUUUCUUCAAUUUAACCCUUAAGGAGGUGCUCUUCCUCAAGUGGGUCAGCAGCAGCUGCGCGGACGUCCAGUUUAUUUUUAAGGGGGAUGAUGACGUUUUUGUGAAUACCCAUCAGAUCCUGGAUUACUUGAAGAGCUUAUCAAAGGAGAAAGCCAAAGACUUAUUUAUAGGCGAUGUGAUCAAAGAUGCUGGACCUCACAGAGAGAAAAAAUUGAAGUACUACAUCCCGGAAAGUGUUUAUGAAGGUUCCUACCCUCCCUACGCCGGCGGCGGCGGCUUUCUGUACUCUGGGGACUUAGCAUUAAGACUGAAUAAUGCGUCCGACCAGGUGCUGCUGUAUCCCAUCGACGAUGUCUAUACUGGAAUGUGCCUUCAGAAGCUCGGCCUUGCUCCGGAAAAACACAAAGGCUUCAAAACGUUUGACAUUGAGGAGAAAUACAGAAAUAACAUCUGUUCCUACACAAACUUAAUGCUAGUACAUAGCAGAAAACCUCAAGAGAUGAUAAAGAUCUGGACGCGCUUGCAAGAUCCACACUUAAAUUGUUAAAGUAAUGGUGUGUAAGUGUUCUCAGUCCAAAUAAGUUUCCAAGUUCGGGUCUGCCUUGGUGAACCUCUGAAG